Messenger RNA from Paramecium pentaurelia, 2132 nucleotides. The record is from the annotation of a GenBank genome assembly. NCBI's taxonomy places the organism in Eukaryota, Ciliophora, Oligohymenophorea, Peniculida, Parameciidae.
AUGGCUUCAUAAGUAUAAAAUAAUAAAGAUUAUAAUCAUCUACUAACAAUUUGGAAUGAUUAUUUCAACAAACCUGCUAAAGAAACCAUUGAUCUCCAAGACAAUAUUCAUAAUAUGAUAAUCUUAUUUUACAAAUUAUUCCAAGAAAAUGAUUCAAUUAUUGAAUAUCAACAUACUCCAAAUUUGAUUGAAUGUAAAAUUGACAUAUAAUAAUUAUUCAAAUUGAUUGAUGAUGGUGAAUAACUUCAAAAUUUAUUUAUCAAUGACCCUUAAGAUUGGAUUAAUUCAAUUUCAUUAGCAAUUUCAAGUUUAAACAAUAACAAGAAAGUUAUUUGCCGACUUCAUAAUAUUCCUUUAUCAAAAAAAUUAGCCUCUUAAGACAUUGGUAAAUAUAUAGCAAUAAUGGGAACCAUCAUUACAACUGGUUCAUCAAAAUUAUUAUUAGAGAGAGCUUGUUUUGUUUGUAUUUCAUGUGAUGAGUAUGAAAGUAAAUAAUAAAUUAAAAAUUAGAAUAUUAUGUUAAUUCAGAUGGGUCUAUUCCAAAAGUAAAUCAAUGUAAUAAAUGUGGGAAUUCUAAUACAAUGAAACUAGAUAGAAAUAGAAGUGAUGCUGUAUUAUACUAGAAAAUAAAAUUGAAUGAAUUGUAAAUAGAAGUAGAAUUGAGAGAUCUUUAUGUCAAUUGUUUUAUGUCAGGAGAUGAGAUAAUAGUUCAUGGUAUAGUAAAGACAAUAUAAGAUGAAUAAAAGAGUUCUCUUUAUGUAAAAUAUAUACAAGCCUAUCAUGUUAAACAUGAAUAAAUUAAUGAAAGUUUUACAAGACACGAAAUAAAGACAGUUAAUGAUUUAGCUAAAAAUGGAGAGUUGUUUUAUGCUUUAAUAAAUAAUUUCUGUCCAAGUAUUUAUGGACAUGAAAUUGUAAAAGCUGGAUUAUUGUUAUCUCUUGUUGGAGGUAGUACUUGUAAUAGAAAUGCAUCACAUUGUUUAUUAGUAGGUGAUCCUGGUUAAGGAAAGAGUUAAUUAUUGAAGUUUGCUCAUUUACUUUCAACUCGUUCAAUAUAUGUUUCAGGGACUGCUGUAUCACAAUGUGGUUUGACUUGUUCAGUAAAUCAUAAAAAUGAUGAUACAAUUAUAGAUGCUGGUGCAUUAGUAUUGGCUGAUAAUGGAGUUUGUUGUUUGGAUGAAAUUGAUAAAAUGUAGAGUCAACAUUAUGCAUUAUUAGAAGCUAUGGAAUAAUAAACAAUCACUUUGGCUAAAAGUGCUGUUAUGUGUUAAUUUUAUGCUAGAACUACAAUUAUUGCAACUGCAAAUCCAGCAUAAGGUCAUUUUAAUAAAACAAAAUCAUUAAUUGAAAAUUUAAAAAUAUAAAAUACUUUAUUAUCUAGAUUUGAUUUAAUUUAUUUAUUGAUAGAUGAACCAGAUAUGGAAAGAGAUUAAAAAUUAUCAGAACAUAUUAUGAAUUUUCAUAAUAUGAAAACAUCAAGAAUCAAAUUUAAUAAUAGUGAUGAAAUGAAAACCCCAAAUGCUUAUAGAACUUUAAAUGAAAGAUUACAUUCUAAUUAAAUUAAUUAAGAAUUACCAUAUUAAUUAAUGAAGAAAAUUAUUGCUCAUGUUAAAAAUAUUAAAUCAAUUCUUACAUUAGGAGCUUAAAAAUUAAUAGCUUCCUAUUAUUUGAAAAUUAGAUAAACUGCAUUUGGAAUGCCAAUUACUAGUAGAUAAUUAGAAUCACUUAUUCGAUUGUCUUAAGCCAAAGCUAAAUUAUGUUUAAGAUAAGAAGUAACUGAAGAAGAUGCUUAAUUUGCUAUUGACAUUUUUGAAGAAAGCAGAUUUGAUUGUUUUAUUAGUGGAUUAAGCAAUUAAACAACUAAUAAAAAAGGUUAAGCUAAUUCAAUUAAUAAUUCAAAAAAUAUUGGAACAUUAUCAAAACCAAAAUAAACUUAAAUCUUUUUGGAUGAAUUACAUAAAGUUUCAUUAUAAAAGGAUUCUUAUGAAUUUUCAAUGGAAGAAUUGAAGAACACUGCUAGAAAGAUAAAUCUAUAAGUUGGAGAUUUAGGUGAUUUCAUUAGUAAAUUAAAUUAUGAUUGUAUGCUCAUAAUGAGAGGAAAUAAUGUAUAUGAAUUAAACUACAAAAGAUGA